AUGGCACCAACCCCCGCUGAAGCGCCGGUGCGAGCCUCCUCGUCCCGCAAGCCGAAGCCCCCCAAGAGGUUCGCCGACGAGGCGCUGGCCGUCGUGAUCAGGCGCCCGCGCGGCAAGGCCGCGUCGUCGUCCGGCAAGAAGCCGACCAAGGCGAAUGCCGUGCGCAAGGACGACGACGACCAGUGCGCUGACGAGCCCGACCAGGACGCGCUGGCGGAGGACGAGGCGGAGGAGCUGGCCGCCCUCCUCGCGGAAGCCGCGCCCGACGAGGAACCAGCCCAGCAGCGUAAGCGGAGGAACCGGGUGGCGCCGCCGCGCGCCGCCGAGGCCUGGGAGGAAGGCGACCCCGAGUUCGUCGGGGACCCCGUCCCCUCCGACGAGGCGCGGGGCGCGUUUCCCGAGCGCUACAUGCCGGUCGCCGCCGCGGGCAAGGAGGAGGAGGAGGAGGAGAUCAAGGCGAGGCGCCAUUACAGUGCAGCCAAGGUGGAAGAGAUCGUGUACUGCAUCGGUGAUGAUGUCUACGUAACGGCUGAGGAAAAAAAACCUCAUUACAUCGGCAGAAUCACUGAACUUUUCGAGGGAACCGACCAUGGCCGAUACUUUGCGUGCCGCUGGUUUUUCCGGCCUGAAGACACAAUGAUCUCAACCACGAAGUUGGUGGAUGAUCACAGUCAUGACCCAAAGCGGGUAUUCCUCUCUGACGAGAGGAAUGAUAACCCGCUUUACUGCAUCGUGUCAAAAGUCAAGAUAUUGCAAGUGGAUCCGAAGCUUGAUCAGGAAACAAAAUCCCAACUAUCGGCUGAUUGGGACCUUUAUUAUGACAUGUCGUAUGUUGGGGCUUACUCGACGUUUGCAAACAUCAGAAAUGGUAAUUGCUGUUGUGAACUGGGAACAAUUUCAGGGAUUUCAUCUGAUACGGAGGCUAAUACCUCCGUGACAACAGCAGCUUUGCUUGAUCUUUAUUCUGGUUGUGGUGGCAUGUCCACGGGCUUAUGCAUGGGUGCAGCACUAGCUGGCCUGAAACUUGAGACACGAUGGGCGGUUGACUUUAACAGCCACGCAUGCAAAAGCUUGAAAUCUAACCAUCCACAAACCGAGGUUUGGAACAUGAAAGCGGAUGAUUUUCUCUGUCUCCUCAAGGAAUGGGCCCUUCUAUGUGACAAAUAUGUCCACGGUAACAAUGUUUAUGCAGCUCCUCCCAUGGAGGAUGAGGAGGAAAAUGGUGACCUCGAGAAGGAUGAGUUUGUCGUAGACAAGCUCACUGAAAUCUGCUAUGGCGGUGCCAAUAGGAAAAGUUGCAUUUAUUUCAAAGUCCAAUGGAAGGGAUUUGGUCGGGAAGAAGAUACAUGGGAACCUAUUGACCACCUUUGUGAUUGCCCAUUAAAAAUAAUGGAGUUCGUUCAAGAAGGCCACAUGCGAAAAAUCUUACCUUUGCCUGGUGAUGUAGAUGUCUUAUGUGGGGGGCCGCCUUGUCAAGGGAUAAGCGGGUUUAAUCGGUUUAGAGACAGUGAUGCCCCACUAAAAGAUGACAAGAACAUGCAGAUGGUCACUUUUAUGAAUGUUGUUUCUUAUCUGCGGCCGAAAUACGUUUUGAUAGAAAACGUGCUGGAUAUUCUGAAGUUUUCUAAAGGAUAUCUAGGAAAGUAUGCCUUGAGCCGUUUGGUUGCCAUGAAGUACCAAUCUCGGCUAGGUAUUAUGGUUGCUGGCUGUUACGGGCUUCCACAGUUCCGCAUGCGCGUGUUCCUAUGGGGUGCCCUCUCUACAAUGGUUGUGCCAGCAUUUCCUCUCCCCACACAUCAUGUCGUUGUACGAGGUGGGGCGCCAAAGGCAUUCGCUCAAAGCAUUGUAGCAUACAAUGAAGCUCAAAUGCCAAUCUUGAAUAAGGCUUUGGUUCUUCACGAUGCGAUCUCAGAUUUGCCUGAGGUUGGUAACGAUCAAUAUGAUGACAUAAUCGACUAUCUCGAAAAACCAAAGACGGAAUUUCAGAGAUACAUCCGUCUUACUCGUAGAGAAAUGUUGGACUUCUCGUUUGGUGAUCAAGCUGGUCCUGGAGAAGGAAAGCUAUUGGAUCACCGUCCUUUGAAGCUCAACACAGAUGACUAUGAACGGGUUAAGAAAAUACCGUUCAAGAAGGGUGCCAACUUCCGUGACCUGGAAGGUGUAAAAGUAGGGCCAAACAAUGUCGUCGAGUUUGACCCUAACGUUCCACGAGUUUACCUUGAGUCCGGCAAACCAUUAGUUCCCAAUUACGCCAUGAAGUUCGUGGGGGGAAAGUCUCUCAAGCCAUUUGGACGACUGUGGGGGGAUGAUACGGUUUCGACAGUGGUGACCAGAGCAGAGCCACAUAACCAGGCUGUAUUACACCCGAGUCAGGCCCGUGUUCUGACUGUCCGUGAGAAUGCAAGGCUGCAGGGUUUUCCCGAUUACUAUCGCAUGGAUGGUCCCAUCAAACAACGGUACAUGCAAGUCGGCAAUGCGGUGGCGGUGCCUGUCGCCCGAGCUCUUGGUUACUCUUUGGGCCUGGCGUACUUGGGCAAGCACGAUGGGAGCAGCGACCCUUUGUUCAAGCUGCCCGCCAACUUCUUCAGCCCGGGGCAGACGGAGGGUGUUGUGAGGGCUUCAUCGGUUGAGUUGCCUGUAGGCAAGGUUGCAGAGCAGUAG
Lolium rigidum is the source of this 2661-nucleotide messenger RNA. RefSeq names its product DNA (cytosine-5)-methyltransferase 1-like. Gene Ontology annotation, cellular component: nucleus. The record is from RefSeq and is a predicted model, not a curated record. The transcript has 20 exons. Gene Ontology annotation, molecular function: methyltransferase activity; chromatin binding. Bases 1 to 2661 code for a protein of 886 amino acids. Lineage: Eukaryota; Viridiplantae; Streptophyta; Magnoliopsida; Poales; Poaceae.